AUGGAUCAAGGGGAUACAGUGGAGAGGAUGGCUGCUGCGUUUUCGAUUGACGAUGAGGAUGAGGAAGGACUGAUCUUUGACAAUGUUGCUGUGGAUUCCUCGGAAAUAGACGAUAGAUGGCUUUUGGUGGGAACGUUUUUAACAAAUCGUGCCAUCGAUUUUCAGGCAAUGCAAAAUAAAAUUGCCACUCUAUGGCAACCAGGAAGGGGACUUUAUGUGAAGGAAUUAGAGCCGAAUUUAUUUUUGUUUCAAUUUUACCAUGAAGUGGACAUUGAAAGGGUUAUUGAAGGAAGCCCAUGGACGUUUGAUAGAGCGCCAUUAAUUUUUGAGAGGGUGAAACAAGGGGAAAAUCCGAGGCAGGUAGUGUUAUCACACCUUGAAUUGUGGGUUCAAAUACACAACAUGGUGACUGGUUUUAUGUCGGAAAGAAUCAUUCAAGGGAUUGGUAACUAUAUUGGAAGGUUUGUCAAGUCCGAUCCGAAUAAUUUUCUGGGUGUUUGGAGGGAUUACCUUCGCAUUCGAGUCAAGAUACGUGUGGACAAGCCAUUAAAAAAGAAGAAAAAACUGGAGAUACAAGGGGGGCCGGUUUGUCAUGUCUCUUUCAAGUAUGAGGAUUUGCCAACUUUUUGUUACAUUUGUGGUAUCCUCGGCCACACCGAGAGGUUUUGUGAGAGGUUGUUUGAUACGCCCAGAGAUCAAAUAGUCAAAAGCUAUGAUGAGGAGUUGCGGGCGGUUCCUAGACGACGACGUUAUGCUGAUGGAUCGAAGUGGUUGAAGUCGGGUCUGGCUAUGAAAACUGGUAUCCCGGCGGCAAGGGCCUUUACCAGUAACAGUUCAGGCGGUGGUUCGUCUCAGGGGACAAGAGGAGCCGAUCAUCAUCAAAUCCCAAUCGCUAGAAAUCCGGGUGACUCUUUAUUACCCAAUAAUCAUGCCAAUUUUGAUAAAAAUCUUUAUGGGGAGUUAAGAGAUGCACGACAUUUAGGGAAAGAAAAAUCCCUUGAAAUAAGGGAAUUGAAUGGGGAAGAAAGUGAGUUGGCGCCAGGGGAAAAUAAUUCAAAUGAAGGGCUGACUUUUAUUGAUAAUAAAAGGAGGAGAAUGGGCUUGGUUGAUGGUAGUGGGCUGGUGAAUGAAGAGGAAAUAGAGGUAACUAAUAAAGCCCAUGAAGACAUUAUUUUUACUGAAAUGGAUGUUGUGUGUGAUAGUGGAAAAGUGGCAGUGGGCUCUUCGGGUAGUCCAAAAAACUUUGUUGGGGCGGGCCUUGGUUUCCAAGCCCGCCAAUCAUUAUGA
This is a messenger RNA of Cannabis sativa, 1287 nucleotides long. RefSeq lists its product as uncharacterized. The transcript has a single exon. The record is from RefSeq and is a predicted model, not a curated record. The coding region runs from base 1 to 1287 and encodes 428 amino acids. NCBI's taxonomy places the organism in Eukaryota, Viridiplantae, Streptophyta, Magnoliopsida, Rosales, Cannabaceae.